AAUACCAGACUAGAGAAAUUCACCUUCGAACUCCGAGGCUUAGAUCCUGAAAGUUUUCUCCAGCUUUUAGCCAUGCAACCAAAUGAGAUUGCAGGACUCCAUUAUCUAGUUCCUCCCAACUCAUCCCCGUAUUCAGCUCAUUUCAGCAUGACUCAGGAUAACUCACAGAUGUUUCAAUUUAACCAAUUCACUAAUCAAUCCUAUAAUUUCCAGAUCCCUCCUCAGCUUCAAGAAUUCAGUCUACAAGCAUCAUGUAUGAGCAGCCACUCAACUUCUGAUGAGGCAGAUGAGCAACAACUCUCUCUUAUCAAUGAGCGAAAACAGAGGAGGAUGAUUUCCAAUAGAGAAUCUGCACGCCGAUCACGCAUGCGGAAGCAGAAACACCUAGAUGAGCUCUGGUCACAGGUGGUUUGGCUCCGAAAUGAAAAUCACCAGCUCGUAGAUAAGGUGAACCGUGUAUCAGAGUGCCAUGAACAGGUAGUGCAAGAAAAUAAUCAACUCAAAGAGGAGAUUUCUGAACUACGUCAAGUGCUCACUGACAUGCAACUCAGUAGCCCUUACCCUUCAUUGAAAGACCUGGAAGACAUCACCUGUGAUACGGCUUAUCUUAGAGCUGAGUCCUCAAACCAAUCCAUCACAAGUUCUUCAGAUUUGCUAGGUUAAGAUGGAUGCAACAUAUUUAGUCUACUUUCUUUCCCAUUUUUGGUUCUUCUGUUUGUGAAAGUCAACCAGUCCCAGCCCCAGUUUUAGCUGUAAGAGAAUGAGCAGUAGUGGAAUAACACGAUUGGAUCGUAUCUUUAAA
Molecule: messenger RNA, 802 nt
Organism: Populus nigra (black poplar)
Lineage: Eukaryota; Viridiplantae; Streptophyta; Magnoliopsida; Malpighiales; Salicaceae
Product: basic leucine zipper 43-like
Exons: 1
Coding region: 73-663 (196 amino acids)
Biological process (GO): regulation of DNA-templated transcription
Molecular function (GO): DNA-binding transcription factor activity
Source: RefSeq, a predicted model, not a curated record